CACCUGCGAGCUCUUGCAAAGUUACGACCACGUGACGCAUGCUAGCCAAUCAAUGUGGGCUAAUUCUGCACGCAUGAAAUACAUGUGCGACUGGAAAUUUUAAUGCAUGCGAAAUUUUGCGAAACUAGACAAAAGAUUCAACUUGUGGGACUAAAGUGGAGUUGUGGUGAGAAAGGUUGUGUAAUGACACUUUGAGACAUAUCAAACGAUUUAUGAAGCACACUGAACCAACAUUUGAAGACAGUUAAAAGAGAAGUGGGCCGAGAAGUGAUAGUAGAUAUUAUAUUUUGAUCUGCACCAUGGGAAACGUCUUUGCAGCUGAGAAAACUGGAUCGACAUCGGGCCCCGGUAGUCCCCCGAUGAUGGGCAUGCCUGUGCCACCCGUCUCCCCCGCUGCUGCGGCAGCGCUGGCCGCAGCAAACAAGGCCGGGAACGACCUCCCGAACCCGGGAAAUUUUGAAGAUCUUUUCAAGAAAGUUAAAGAAAUAUUUCCCACACCUCUGGAAGGAUGUAAAUUGGUAGUCAACAAAGGACUGAGUAACCAUUUCCAGGUCAGUCAUACAUUAUCAUUGUCAGCCUUCAAUCCAUCAUCAUAUCACUUUGGUUCAACAUACGUCGGAAGCAAACAGAUCAGUCCAACAGAGGCAUUUCCUGUUCUUCUUGGUGAUAUAGAUACCUCAGGGAGUCUCAACGCUCAGAUCAUCCAUCAGCUUGCUGAUAGAAUACGCUCUAAAUUUGUAGUACAGACACAGCAAACCAAAUGGGGUGUAUACCAAGCUGAGCUGGAAUACAAAGGCCCGUCCUACACCGGAGUACUAACCAUGGCUAACGUUGAUCCAUUAGAAGGAUCAGGUAUAGCCGUACUUCAUUAUAUGCAGAGUAUAACUAAAAGAUUGGCUUUGGGGGCGGAGCUUCUCUAUCAUUGUGGGCAGGGCCAGCAAGCUACUGUAGUCUCACUAGCAGGCAAAUAUGCAACUGAUAAUUGGAUUGCUUCCAGUACUGUAGGACCAACCGCAUUCCACGCAGCUUACUAUCACAAGGGAAAAGAAGUUCAAAUCGGUGUAGAAUUUGAGAGUAAUUUAAGAGGAAGGGAAUCAUCGGUCUCACUAGGGUACCAGGUUGAUCUGCCUGCUGCAAACGUUGUAUUCAAAGGCAUGGUAGACACAAAUUGGACAGUAGCAGCGGUAUUAGAGAAGAGACUUCAACCAAUGCCGUUCUCUUUUAUCUUGAGUGGUGUCAUCAACCAGUGGAAGAAUCAAUGUAGAUUUGGUUUUGGUCUUAUGAUAGGAUGAAUGCACAUUGCCAUCUAUUCAGGGCUUGCUCAGACACGGCGCGACCAAGUGUUCCAACAAACCGAUGCCAUGUUUUUAUGUACUAAAUGUAUGGGAUAUGGAGUUUUUCAUGAAGCAUAUAGUUAAUGAUUUCCACUGACAAAUAUGCUGUUAUCCAAUCAGAUUGCAGGGAUUUUGGUAGCUUAUAAAAAUAUUCAGUGAAAGUCAUUGAUGGAUGAAUCAUGAAACAUGUAGUCAAUUUUUUUCUCUGACUAAUUUGCUCUGGACCAAUCAGAUUGCAAGGAUUUUGGUAGCUUAUAACAAGAGUCAGUGAAAAAUCAAUGGCUAUUUGCCUCAUGAAAUGUUUCCAAGGAGACAAGAUUAAAGUUGCAGUGACAAGGGUGUUAAAUGCUUGGACCAAUCCUAUUGUUACAGUCACAACCAAUGAAUCUGCUUCAGACUGACCAUAUCUAUUACAUUAUUUCCAAAGACAAACCAUUGGUUGGUUUUCUCUGUGUGACUGUAGUUUUAAGAAUGUUUAUUGCAGUUAUAUUUCAGUUCUGGGACCCAGUUUCAUGAAGAGUUACAACUGUUGUAACUUUGCCAUAAUG
This is a messenger RNA of Lytechinus variegatus (green sea urchin), 1882 nucleotides long. RefSeq names its product mitochondrial import receptor subunit TOM40 homolog. Gene Ontology annotation, cellular component: mitochondrial outer membrane; mitochondrial outer membrane translocase complex. The record is from RefSeq and is a predicted model, not a curated record. Gene Ontology annotation, biological process: protein import into mitochondrial matrix. The transcript is spliced from 6 exons. The coding region runs from base 300 to 1292 and encodes 330 amino acids. Gene Ontology annotation, molecular function: transmembrane protein transporter activity. NCBI's taxonomy places the organism in Eukaryota, Metazoa, Echinodermata, Echinoidea, Temnopleuroida, Toxopneustidae.